This is a messenger RNA of Nezara viridula (southern green stink bug), 831 nucleotides long. NCBI's taxonomy places the organism in Eukaryota, Metazoa, Arthropoda, Insecta, Hemiptera, Pentatomidae. The record is from the annotation of a GenBank genome assembly.
AUGAACAGUUUACAGGGAAUCAUUGUCCUCGGGGUUGCCACUAUCGUGGCCAUCUCCAGAGCUGAGUUCGAGGGCCACGGAUAUCUCUCGGAAGGUGCUGGCCACGAAUACCUUUCAGGAGGUGAAGCGUACGAAGGUGGUCAUGAAAGCGUAGGAUUCGAACAUGGCUAUGGAGGCUAUGAGCACGAUGGAGGGGAAGAACAUUACUCAGUCCACGACCCCCACACCGACGACUUCAAGUCCCACCACGAGUCGAGGGACGGUGACACGGUCAAAGGCUACUACUCGCUGAAGGAGGCCGACGGGUCCCUGAGAGAGGUACACUACACAGCGGACCACAAGAACGGCUUCCAAGCGGUCGUCACCCAGAACGGGAAGCAGAUCCAUCCACACGUCGAAGAGCACCAAGGAUCUGAUAUCACCCACGAACUAGCAGUUUUCCUUUGCCUCGUCGGGGCCUCUUUGGCACAGUACGGUCACUACCAAGGACACGAGGAGCAUCAUGUUGAUUACUACGCACCUCCACACUACAAAUUCGACUACGGAGUACACGACUCACACACCUACGACGUGAAGAAGCAGGAAGAGACCAGGGAAGGAGACGUGGUCAAGGGCUACUAUUCUCUUCACGAACCUGAUGGUACCGAGAGGAUCGUCCACUACACCUCUGACAAGCACAAUGGUUUCAACGCCAUCGUAGAGAGGAAAGGACAUGCAGUACAUCCUCACAUCGAAGGAUCUAAGGAGACCUUCUUCAAGCAAUACCACGGCAGCUCUGGUGGAUACGGCAGUGGUAGCGGUGCCUCCUCAUCCUCCAACUAUCACUACUAA